Molecule: messenger RNA, 1480 nt
Organism: Culicoides brevitarsis
Lineage: Eukaryota; Metazoa; Arthropoda; Insecta; Diptera; Ceratopogonidae
Exons: 2
Coding region: 121-1434 (437 amino acids)
Source: RefSeq, a predicted model, not a curated record
UAUAUUUCAGAUAAAUUUGUUUUUUCGGCUCAGUUGUGAACUGUACGUGUCACUAAACGCUCAUUCAAUCGCGAUCAUUCAUUUUUUGACUUAAUUCACAAAAAUUUUUUAAUUGUAAAAAUGGGUGAAACUCCAAAUCCAGUAAAAAUGACAGUCCCAAAAGUCGAGGAGUUGUCGGAUUAUGUUCGCAAUGCCUUGAACACGGUCGCCAAAAAUGUUGGAUUUGAAAAAUACACGAUGGAAGUGGUGCCGGGAGCGAAUGUCGGCGACGGGUACAUGGGCUUGAUGUUGUCCGUGAGCUACAAAGGAACGAAAAACGGUGGAGUACCGAGUGAAAUGAACGUCAUGUGCAAGAUUCCGCCGUUAUCGGAAGCUAGACGCCAACAAUUCAACACGACACUCAUUUUUCAACGUGAAGUCACGAUUUACAACGAUUACUUGCCACUUGUGAUGCAGUUGCAGAAGGAAAAAAAUUUCGCCGAACAUGAAAUGUUCACGAAUUUCCCAAAAGUGUACUUUGCUGGUAUAGAUGAAAAGUCCGGGGAAGGUGCAAUUAUCAUGGAAAAUUUACGGGAACGCGGUUAUGCGACUGCCGAUCGUGCCAAAACGAUCGAUUUUACGUAUUCGCGCUUGGUGAUGGAAGGUCUUGGACGUUAUCAUGCCUUGUCGUACGCCAUGAAGCACCAAAAACCCGAAAUUUUCGCCAAAUUCAAGCUCACCGAUAUUCUUGUUGAGAUGUUCAGCAAGCCAGAAAUGCAACACAUGUGGACCCAGAUGUACGAUCAAGCCAUUGCCACUCUCAUGCCCGAAGAAGAGACGCUCAAAGCGAAAUUGGUGGAUUUCAAGGAGAAUAUUGUCCCGAUUUUGACGCAUUUGGUCAAUCCGGACGUCGCAGAGCCAUUUACUGUGUUGAAUCACGGCGAUUGCUGGAUCAACAACUUCAUGUUCAACUUCAAUGGCGAAGUUCCAAUCGGUAUCAAAUUUAUUGACUUCCAGGUGGCCAGAUACGUCAGUCCCGUACUCGACUUAAUGUAUUUUAUCUUUGCCUCGACCGAUAAGCAACUCAGAGAUGAACAUUAUGACGAUCUCAUUCGUGCUUAUCACUCCGCCUUAUCAGCAAUGUUGGAAAGAUUAGGCGAAAAAACGAACAAAGUGAUGUCUUUUGAGGCAUUGCAAGCAGAAUUGAAGAAAUUCGGUAAAUUUGGCAUGCCAAUGGCUUUCAUGUUGAUUCCAUCCAUCACGAUGCAAAGUCAAGAUAUCCCCGACAUGGACAAGAUGGCCGAGAUGAUGCAAAAAAUGCAAGCAAAGGGCGAGAAUUUCGGUGAAUCGGAGGAAACAAAGGAAAUGAUGGCAAAAUAUCAGCAACAAACGAUGAAAGUUGGCGCCCGUAUUCGUGAUGUCGUCAUCGAUAUGGAACGUCUUGGAUACAUUUAAGGUUUUACUGUGGCAAUAAAUAACUUUUCUCUCUUUAUCUACGUCA